CGACAGAUGGCGGUAUGCAAUUUGAUCAAAACGGAAAUGACGACCGGUGAGCCUGGCCUCGAGACCACGUGCGAUUGUAGCUCAGGCACACUAGUACGGCCGACCCGACGCUCUCAAGAUGAAACGACCAAAGCUAAGGAAAGCUAGCAAGCGAAUGUCAUGUGCAAAGCGGUAUAAAAUCCAGAAGAAGGUCCGAGAGCACAACCGAAAGCUAAAAAAAGAGGGCAAGAAGAAAGGAACGAAGAGAGUAUCCAAGAAAGAUCCAGGCGUGCCCAGCAGUGCGCCAUUUAAAGAGGAGGUUCUGAGGGAGGCAGAGCAGAAGAGACUGCAGAUUGAGGAGGAAAAAGAAAGAAGAAAACAAGCUGGGAAAGAAGAGCGUGCGAAGAAGAGGAAACGGGAAAAGGAGGCUGGAAGUAAAGAAAAGGAACGCAAAGCCAAAAAAGCACGUCAGGAUAAGACUGCGAAGGGCCCAGGGAAGGAAAAUACAACAAAAAGGAACUCCCAAAAAUCAUUUUGUGCCGAACUAAACAAGGUCAUCGAUGCAUCCGAUGUUGUUUUAGAGGUGCUGGAUGCUCGUGAUCCGCUGGGGUGCAGGUGUCCACAGCUGGAAGAGGCAGUGCUGCAGAGAGGGGGCAAGAAGCUGCUUUUUGUUUUGAACAAAAUCGAUUUGGUACCAAGAGUUAAUGUGGGACAGUGGAUACAAAUAUUACAGCAGGAGUUUCCAGUUGUGGCCUUCAGCGUACCAAGACCCUUUCGACAGGAGAAAACGCAACUAAAGAGGCGUAGGAUCAAACCCUCCAUUGGCCUGUUCAAGGGAACACCCUGCUUCGGAGCCACCAUUCUCACCAAGCUGUUCGGACGUUACGCUGCAAACAAGAAGGCCAAAUCUCGUCUCCGAGUGGGCGUAGUUGGCUUUCCUAAUGUGGGUAAGAGCAGCCUAAUCAACAGUCUGAAGGGAAGCCAAGCAUGCAUUGUUGAUAGGAAGAGGGGCGUCACAAAAUUCAUGCAGGAGGUGCAUAUGUCACAAACUGUGAAUUUGGUAGAUAGUCCAGCAAUACUGGCGUGUCCGUCCAACCCGGUCACCACCAUGGCUCUGAGGAGCCUGCACAUAGGGGAACGUGCAGAUGAGGCUGUCAGGACUCUGCUCACACACUGCGAUAAAACUGAGUUUAUCCUGGAGUACAAUAUCGCUGACUUUCGAAACUCUGAUGAGUUUCUAACCUUGUUGGCCAAAAAGCGUGGAUUCUUGAAAAGUGGUGGCAUCCUUAACAAAGAGCAGGCCUCUUUAUCAUUUCUGGAUGAUUGGACAGGAGCCACACUGCGCUACCACUGCAAGACCAGUGAUCAACACAGGCGGCCUGCCUACGUGACGGACACUGUUGUCACAGAGAUGUGGGCCGGUCAGGAUCGUAAGAAACUGCAAAGUGGCAACCGCAAAACGCUUAACAGUACAGGGAUAAAAUUCCCAUCCGCACGCAACAGUAUCUCCUUCGUGUCAAACGGUCCCACUGCAGGUCUGAUGGUAGUCAGCGACAUCCCCGAAGAAACAGUUGCUGUUGGACCCAGUGAGGAGGAAGAUGAUGAGCCAGAGAACACAGAGCCUGACGAAAGUGCUGAUGAGACAACUGAUGAUGAACCAGAGACAGUUUCACCCAAAGAAACAACAAAUCAUGUUCAGUUCAAGGCAGCCCCCAUCAGCACCACUCGCUCCACAGAGGAAACAGACGAUGCCUACGACUUUAACGCCUAUUUUUAAUGAACUUGUAUUUGAGUCCAUGAGGUCAGGGGAAGGUGCAGCCCUUCAUUUAAAAACACGCAUAACUUCUAUUCUCCACUGCAAAUCUGGAGACUGCUCUCAGUGUCUGGACAAUCAGACAAAAAAAAAAAUUAACCAUUCGUAGUCUGUUCAUAGAAAUCUAUGAACUUUUCAUAGACACCAAAUGAGUCAAAAUUUAAUGUAAACCACUUUUAUUUUAACUUUGAACAGAAAUUGUCACACAGAAGGUAAACUUGUCAAAAGAUAUUCAAAACAAUGGUCACUGAAGCACCUAAAAACCCCAGUGGCUGUUGGCCCGUAUGGGUGAUUUUUUUUUUUUUUUUUUUUUUUUUUUUCCCUCCAUUAUUAAUAAUAUAAUGUUUAAAAAAAUGUGAAUUCAUAAUCAGUCCAAAUUGGCAAUAAACAAAUCAUAACCUUAAAAAAAGAGAAAAAUCUCCAUGAACUGGUUUUGAUGAAUAUUCUAUCUGAAUUGUGUGGCACUAUUGUCGUGUGCCUAGUCAUUUGGCAGAUGUAUGUAUAUUUGGUGACUUCAGAUUUGGUAAUUAUGUCCAGUAUGAUCCACACAGUUGUAUCUCUGUAUAAACAUUUUGUAUAUAGACACUAAUACAAUAAACAAGUGUUUCACUCUCCUGA
This is a messenger RNA of Syngnathoides biaculeatus (alligator pipefish), 2410 nucleotides long. RefSeq names its product G protein nucleolar 3 (gene gnl3). Gene Ontology annotation, molecular function: GTP binding. Gene Ontology annotation, cellular component: nucleolus. The transcript has 15 exons. Bases 119 to 1756 code for a protein of 545 amino acids. The record is from RefSeq and is a predicted model, not a curated record. Lineage: Eukaryota; Metazoa; Chordata; Actinopteri; Syngnathiformes; Syngnathidae.